AUGACUACAACGCUUGCGCAAAUUCGCAACGGGGACAACAGGGAAGGCGACGGACAGGGAACCGGAAGCAUAAAUCAAGGAACAAACCAAGGAACCGUAAGAACUUGCACCUACAAGGAUUUCACCAACGCCAACCCUCGAACCUUCAAUGGGACAGGAGGCGUAAUAACCUUGAAACGAUGGAUUGAGAAGGUGGAAUCAGUGUUUGAAAUUUGCGGAUGUCCGGAUGAGUCUAAGGUCAAGUUUGCGGCCUGCACGUUUGUUGAUCAAGCCCUCUCCUGGUGGAAUGGUCACAUAGAGGCCAUGACGCUCCCGGUGGCGAAUGCGAUACCAUGGGAGGAACUUAAGGAUAUGUUGUUAGCUGAGUACUAUCCCUGGGGUGAAAUUCAGAAAUUGGAACAAGAAUUGUGGAACCUCACGGUUCAAAACUCUGACAUUGAUACGUACAUAACAAGGUUUAGUGAGCUUUCUCUUUUGUGUCCCGGAAUGAUCACAUCUGAAGGGAAGAAGAUCGAGAGAUUUAUUUGGGGGUUGACCGCGCAAAUCCAAGGAAUGUAA
This is a messenger RNA of Lactuca sativa (garden lettuce), 558 nucleotides long. Lineage: Eukaryota; Viridiplantae; Streptophyta; Magnoliopsida; Asterales; Asteraceae. The record is from RefSeq and is a predicted model, not a curated record.